AUGGCGACAGUAAUACCACCUCCUUCAAAAAAACAGAAAAGAGAAGCGCAGAAAGUAAGGGAAGUGGAUAUAGUACCGGAAGAUGUGCCAAAUGUUUUGAUAAAGUUUCAAGCUUCUGAUACUGGAGAAUCAACUGGAGGAUCAAUACGAGUACCAGGUGGCAUCACAGAAAAGCAAUUAGAAGAAUUAUUAAAUAAAUUACAAGGAGAGACAGAGGAACCUGUGCCGUAUACUUUUUCAUUAUUAGACCAAGAAAAUGGAGAUAAUAAAUUAAUAGACAUAAAAGAUACAAUAUACCAUUCAAUAUUAAAACCAGGAUUGAAAUCAACUGAAGAUUUUUUAACACUUGUAUAUACACCAAGGGCUAUUUUCAAAGUAAAGCCCGUCACAAGAUCAAACGCAGCAAUAGCGGGCCACGGAUCGACCAUUUUAUGUUGUUCAUUUGCACCAAAUGAUUCGGGACGAAUGUGUUCAGGAGCUGGAGAUUCAACUGCAAGAAUAUGGGAUUGUAAUACCUCAACGCCAAUGCAUACAUUGCUGGGACAUACCAAUUGGGUUUUAUGUGUUGCAUAUUCCCCAUGUGGAACUAUGAUAGCAACAGGUUCAAUGGAUAAUACUAUACGGUUAUGGGAUGCCAACACAGGAAAAUCAAUAGGAAAACCUUUGACAGGUCAUUCAAAAUGGGUGAGUAGUCUAAGCUGGGAGCCAUUACAUUUAGUAGAACCGGAUGCUACUCCAAGAUUAGCUUCAAGUUCAAAAGAUGGAUCUGUUAAAAUUUGGGACACGACAUCUAGAACUUGCACAUUAACUAUGAGUGGUCAUACAAACCUGGUGCUGUGUGUGAAAUGGUCUGGAUCAAAUAUUGUAUAUAGUGCUUCACAUGAUAAAACUAUAAAAGCAUGGGACAUAUCAGCAGGUGGAAAAUGUAUACAGACAUUGAAAAGUCAUGCCCACUGGGUGAAUCAUCUUUCAUUGUCAACAGAUUACGUUUUGAGAAAAGGGGGAUUUGAUCAUACUUCGACCAGAGUAUCGAAAUAUACACCUGAAGAACUUCGAAAGAGGGCAAAAGAUCAAUAUGAGAAAGUUGCAAAACUAAAUGGAGUUAUUAGUGAAAGGUUGGUCACUGCAAGUGAUGAUUUUACGAUGUACUUUUGGGAGCCUUUAAGAUCAUCGAAACCCAUUUUAAGGAUGACAGGUCAUCAAAAAUUAGUGAAUCAUGUAGGGUUUUCACCAGAUGGAAGAUAUGUUGUGUCAAGUUCAUUUGAUAAUUCAAUCAAAAUUUGGGAUGGUAUUAGAGGAACAUUCAUUGCGACUUUGAGGGGUCAUGUUGCUCCUGUUUAUCAAACAGCUUGGUCUGCUGAUAAUAGAUUGUUAGUUAGUUGUUCCAAAGAUACCACCUUGAAAGUAUGGGAUAUACGUACUAAAAAAUUAAAUGUGGAUUUACCAGGACAUGCUGAUGAGGUUUAUGCUGUUGAUUGGAGCUUGGAUGGAAAAAGAGUUGCAUCUGGUGGUAAGGAUAAGAUGAUAAGAUUAUGGUCUCAUUAG
Messenger RNA from Lodderomyces pseudojiufengensis, 1545 nucleotides. RefSeq lists its product as uncharacterized. NCBI's taxonomy places the organism in Eukaryota, Fungi, Ascomycota, Pichiomycetes, Serinales, Debaryomycetaceae. Gene Ontology annotation, biological process: ribosomal large subunit assembly. The record is from RefSeq and is a predicted model, not a curated record. The coding region runs from base 1 to 1545 and encodes 514 amino acids. The transcript has a single exon. Gene Ontology annotation, molecular function: protein binding. Gene Ontology annotation, cellular component: nucleolus.